Messenger RNA from Zalophus californianus (California sea lion), 927 nucleotides. RefSeq names its product mitochondrial ribosomal protein L32 (gene MRPL32). The transcript has 3 exons. Lineage: Eukaryota; Metazoa; Chordata; Mammalia; Carnivora; Otariidae. Gene Ontology annotation, biological process: translation. The coding region runs from base 37 to 606 and encodes 189 amino acids. Gene Ontology annotation, molecular function: structural constituent of ribosome. The record is from RefSeq and is a predicted model, not a curated record. Gene Ontology annotation, cellular component: mitochondrial large ribosomal subunit.
CAGCAGCGAGGUGGGCGUGGUCUUCGGGCGAGGAAGAUGGCGUCGGCCAUGCUGGUGCUUGUCGUCCCACCGUGGCCGGCAGCCCGGGGACUCCUCCGGAGCUGUUGGGAACUACUACAGCGGAAACUUCGGCAGAGCGGACCAGGUUUUCCCAGUCCUCCGUGGGGACCGGCAUUAGCAGUCCAAGGUCCAGCUAUAUUUACAAAACCAGCAAAUGAUACCAAUGGAAGUAAGGAGGUUUUCAGCCUUUCCGAUAGUAGUAUCUUUUGGAUGGCAGCUCCUAAGAACAGACGCAGCAUUGAAGUUAACCGCUGUAGGAGAAGAAACCCUCAGAAGCUUAUUAAAGUUAAGAACAAUAUUGACGUUUGUCCUGAAUGUGGUCACCUGAAACUGAAACACGUCCUUUGUGGCUAUUGCUAUGAGAAAGUGUGCAAGGAGACUGCAGAAAUCAGAAGACAGAUAGGGAAACAAGAAGGGGGCCCUUUUAAGGCUCCUUCCGUGGAGACUGUGGUGCUGUACACAGGAGAGGCACCGUCUGAACAAGAUCGCGGUAAGAGAAUCAUUGAACGAGACAGGAAGCGACCAUCCUGGUUCACCCAGAAUUAAGACCAAAGGUGUUUGAAGAGGAUACCUUCAUAAAAAACAUUUGUCCUGAAAGAGGAAAAUUCUUUGUUUUCAUGUUGGUUUUGAGCUUGUUUUUAAAUCAUCAAUCUAGUGUAAAAUGUUCUCUCAAAGCAGUUAGUUUUGUGGGGUAAUUUGAAGAAAAUACCAGGAGUAAACUCUGAAAAUACUUGUUUAUACAGAGGCACAAUGUGUUAAUAUGUCUGUUUUCUGUUAUACUGUAAGGUUUUAAGUAAACAUAAAAUUUCCAGUACAGAAAAAUAAAUGAUUUAAAAUUCAUAGCAAGAAUUACGUGUUUUGAUUCUG